This is a messenger RNA of Penicillium nucicola, 1062 nucleotides long. Its product is annotated as putative histone acetyltransferase (MysT1). The transcript has a single exon. Gene Ontology annotation, molecular function: histone acetyltransferase activity. Lineage: Eukaryota; Fungi; Ascomycota; Eurotiomycetes; Eurotiales; Aspergillaceae. The record is from RefSeq and is a predicted model, not a curated record. The coding region runs from base 1 to 1062 and encodes 353 amino acids. Gene Ontology annotation, biological process: regulation of DNA-templated transcription.
AUGGCGACACCAAAGUCUGCGCGACUGCAGACCCCAGCGGAUCGCAACCUCAGAAACGUCGUACUAGGAGACCUCCUAUUCGAACCCUGGAAUCAAUCAAUCUACCCUGAAGAUCUUGUCACCAAAGAUACCGAUCGACUCUAUGUCUGCCGGUGGUGUUUCCGAUACUCAUGCGAGGAGGAUGUCUUCACCGACCACAAACGCGCCUGUGAGCAUCGCACAACGCCCCCGGGCACCAAAGUCUACGACCACGGCGGAUACGCAGUGUGGGAAGUCGAUGGAGAACACCAUAAACUCUUCGGCCAAAACCUUUCCCUUUUCGCAAAACUAUUCCUUGAUCACAAGACGGUGUUUUUUGAUGUCGCAACCUUCCUUUACUACAUCCUCACAUACACCGACCCUGAUGAGCCCGGCAGCUACUAUGUGCUCGGCUUCUUCUCAAAGGAGAAAUUGUCAUGGGAUGCGAACAACCUUGCUUGCAUCUUGAUUUUCCCACCAUACCAACACAAACAACUCGGAAAGCUGUUGAUGGGGGUCAGCUAUAAGCUCAGCGGUUGGGAUUCGACCGGUGGAUAUAUCGGUGGGCCGGAAAAGCCACUGAGCGAGUUGGGUCACAAGAGCUAUUCCCGCUUCUGGGCCGAACGGAUUGCCAGGUAUUUGCUCCGCGGCAAAUCUGGCGACAAUCCCCGUGAACCCAUUGACCAGAAACCCAAUUCUACUCCGAAGGGGUCCCGCAAGAGGCCUGCCCGCGAGACCAUGACAGUCGAGGAGCUUGGUCUGGGCACUGGUAUGCUGACGGAAGAUGUGAUCACUGCACUCAAAAGCAUGGGGCUGUUUGAACCCCACGCAACCCCGAAAAAGCGUAAGAGCAACCGCACAGCCACAGGGGAGGAACCUCCCCCGGGUCAGACGGUAACCAUAUCCAAAUCUGAUGUAUGGGAGUGGGCUCAAUCACAUCAUCUGUCUCUAGAUGAUCCCGUUAGCGAAAAAGGAUUUGAGGGACUAUGGCCUCCCGUGGUCGUUUCUUCCGAGAGCGACGACGGCGUUCUAUCGCAGGAUUAA